Messenger RNA from Plasmodium berghei ANKA, 537 nucleotides. Its product is annotated as ADP-ribosylation factor, putative. The record is from RefSeq and is a predicted model, not a curated record. The transcript has a single exon. Gene Ontology annotation, cellular component: Golgi apparatus; cytoplasm. Gene Ontology annotation, molecular function: GTPase activity; GTP binding. Gene Ontology annotation, biological process: vesicle-mediated transport; intracellular protein transport. Bases 1 to 537 code for a protein of 178 amino acids. Lineage: Eukaryota; Apicomplexa; Aconoidasida; Haemosporida; Plasmodiidae.
AUGGGAUUAAUAUUUUCUUCAAUAUUUGCACGUUUAUUUUCGAAUAAAGAAAUAAGAAUAUUAAUAUUAGGUUUAGAUAAUGCUGGUAAAACAACUAUAUUGAAUAGACUACAAUUAGGCGAUAUAGUUCAGACAAUACCAACAAUCGGAUUUAAUGUAGAAACAGUGAAUUAUAAAAAUUUAAAAUUGCAAGUGUGGGAUUUGGGAGGCCAAUCCUCUAUUAGACCAUAUUGGAGAUGCUAUUAUAAAAAUACGAAUGCCAUUAUUUAUGUUAUUGAUAGCUCAGAUGAUGAAAGGAUAAUUAAUACGAAAUAUGAAAUAAAUACUAUUUUAAAGGAACCAGAUUUAGAAGGUGUUUUGUUAGUUAUAUUAGCAAACAAGCAGGAUGUAAAAAAUUGCCUUCCCAUAUCACAAAUAUCAAAAGAUUUAAACUUAACAUCAAUAAGAGAUAGACAAUGGGCAAUUUUUAGUACUAGUGCUACGAAAAAUGAGGGAAUUACAGAAGCUUUGGAUUGGCUUGUUAGCAAUUUAAAAUGA